Messenger RNA from Octopus bimaculoides (California two-spot octopus), 2265 nucleotides. RefSeq lists its product as uncharacterized. Gene Ontology annotation, molecular function: calcium ion binding. The record is from RefSeq and is a predicted model, not a curated record. Lineage: Eukaryota; Metazoa; Mollusca; Cephalopoda; Octopoda; Octopodidae.
UUUGUCGCUCCAUUCACACAUGUUAUAAAACCACCCUGGGUCCAGAUGAUUUAUUACGGCCUCAGCUGAUACCAAUUUCAAUACAGAAAGGUUAUCGAGUACAUUUCAGCCUAGAAGAAGACUGGGCUUCCCGUUACGCCAUUCUUUUCUACCACGUGACCGAUGAAGGAUUUCUAACCUGCAACACAUCUCAAGGGGAUCUAAUAAAACAGAACCAGACAGAAAAUGAUGCAGUGGUGCCAGAUGAACUCUUGACCCUUGGAGCCAAUUAUUUCAUUGCUUCAUCCAACAGCACGUCACUGAAUUGUGAGUAUGGUUUGAGAUUGAAAGUUAUGGUAAAGGAUCAGAGCUGUAAAUUACCAAACUCGGAAGAAAUUUGCAGCUCCAAUGGAAACUGCGUAUCGAAUUCCACUCAGUUAACCUACAUCUGCCAGUGCUGUCCUGGUUUUGAAGGGAAAUACUGCGAGACGUACAACCCAUGCUACAAUAAUCUUUGUCAAAAUGACGGAACUUGUAUUCCAGACCCACAAAAUGAAACCAACAUCACGUGUUCGUGUACGCAAGGUUAUACUGGGGAAUACUGUGAAGAGAAAAUAACUGAUGCAUGCUGGGCAUUAAACUGUCCAAUGAAUUCAAGCUGUAUUGAGAUGACCAAUGGAAAUUACACAUGUCUCUGCUCAAACGGAUACACGGGAACCAAUUGUGAUAAUUUAUAUAGUGGCUGCCACAACAACCCCUGCAAGAACGGCAUUUGCCAAGAAAAUGGGGAAAACAGUUACAACUGCUACUGCAUUCCAGGUUACCAUGGUUACCACUGUGAAAUUCAGAUCGACGAAUGUGAAUCUAAUCCAUGCCAGCAUGGCGGAAAAUGUGAAGAUUUACUGAACGGUUUCAAAUGUCAUUGUAAAGACGGACACAAAGGAGAUUUGUGCGAGAUUAAAGUUGAUUUGUGCCAUCCCAACCCCUGCCACAACGCUACCAAAUGUAUUGAUGUUGGAGAAACUUUCAAAUGUGUCUGUAAACCGGGAUUUUCAGGACAUCGCUGUGAUCGUAAUAUUAACGAUUGUGCUUCGCAUCCUUGUUUGAACGGAGCCAUCUGCCAUGACAGAGUUAAUGGCUACCAUUGUGCUUGCACCGAUACUUUUGUUGGAACGAGAUGCCAAUUUGCAGUCGACCUCUUUGCUCCACAACCAAUGGAGAAUCAUCCGUAUUCAUUCAGAGACAGCACACGGGCCCACCACAUUCACAGUAUUUACAUCCUCGGUGGAACGCUAGGAGGAGCUUUGGUAUUUGUUCUUAUCAUCCUUGGAACAUGCUACUGUCGCUUACACAGAUCCUAUUCAAAGAUAUGGCACCGAAGACCACGUUAUAGGCGUCACAGAGAUGAAUGUACCAAGCUGACCCUUGACAUCAGCAAUUUGAACAACGCACGCCCUUCAAUCGAUGCCGUCUGGGAAGCCACAUUAUCAAGCUACCAGGAUAACGAUACCUGGCUUCCAUCCAACUCAUCUCUACCCGUAUCUACCCGUGUACCCAAUGGUGCUGUAGAGGAGACAACUAACGAAGACGUUUCACCGAAACCCUCCGCACAAAAUAACCUUAAUAGUUAUCUUAAAUUGUAAACUUCACUGGAAUUUUGUGAUUUCUCAGACAGAGAAAGAAAAUGAAAACAUAAAAGCACACAUACUCAACUAUUACGUACAUUGAUAAUGUAGACUUAUACAGUUACAUAAACACAUAUAUGUACAGACAGACACACAAACAUACACAUGUAUACACACACACACACACACAUACACACACACACACAUAUAUAUAUAUACGCGCACAUACAUGCACACACUAAGCCUAAGCCUAACCAUAAAUAUAUAUAUAUACAAACAUGCAUACAUGCAUACAUGCAUGUAUGCAUCCAUAUGUGUCUGUGUGUAAAUUUAUAUUUAAUUACUUAUAGAGAAACAGAAAUAUACAAAAAAUGUAUGUAUAUCUCCAAAUUGAGACUAUAGAGAGGAAAUGCAUUAACAUACACAUAUUUACAAAUAUACAUACAUUGCGUACAUCUCCAUACAUACAUCGUAUAAACAAAUGCGUGCACAUACAUAUAUACUUAUGCACGCAUGCAUCACUCACCACCUCACUUUAUAUAUACAUGUCUAUAUACCCACAGACACACACGCGAAAGCGAGAAAGUAGGUGCAUAUGUACGAAUACAUGCUUAUAAUACGCAUAUUAUAUACACACACGCAAUACACCCGUAUAUAUAUA